This is a messenger RNA of Umbelopsis ramanniana AG, 936 nucleotides long. RefSeq lists its product as uncharacterized. Gene Ontology annotation, cellular component: cytoplasm. The coding region runs from base 91 to 789 and encodes 232 amino acids. The record is from RefSeq and is a predicted model, not a curated record. NCBI's taxonomy places the organism in Eukaryota, Fungi, Mucoromycota, Umbelopsidomycetes, Umbelopsidales, Umbelopsidaceae. The transcript has 5 exons.
UAUGACUCGGACCCGUCGUGUGUCCGCAUCAGAGGCGGACUUCAAUUUAACAGGAUCUGCUUUGCAAGCCAGCAAAGGUCCCUUUUGAAAAUGAGCAACUUGACCUCUGAAACAGAAAGUGCGGAUAAGUCCGAAGCACCGUCAACUUCUCCACAGCAAUCUACAGGAAAACAAUCUCGAUUUCAAGUCCCUGGUGGACUUUUCUCGUCAUUUCAAACUAGACAGCUACUUGGAAACGUAUCAAAUUCCGUUAAUGCGUUUUCGCAAACCUUCCAGCAAAAAGCGAAAGAUCUUCCCUCGUCGUGGAAUUCUAUAUCUGAAAAGUUACAACAUCUGCCAACAGAUAUAGCGCACUUACCACAGAGCUUUGAAACAGAAAGAGACCAAUUUGUUAAAAGUAAAUCAAACACAGAAAAGACUGCUCGAAAAGGAAGUGAACAUGUGGCUGCUUGGGUUGGAUUUGGUGAAUACGAAGAAAUAUUAAAGAGCAAGAUUCUGAGCUUAUCAAAGGAUAGGCGUAACUUUCUCAUUGACCCACCAGAAGGCGCUGCUUACCAGUUUGAUCUAGGUAUCUAUGGUCCAGUAGCAGCCGCGACGCUCAAAGAAGAUCCCAAUCUGUCGAAGAUGCGCUUUGAGCUUGUGCCUAGAAUAAUCAAAGAACCUGGCUUUUGGCAUAACUACUUUUACCGCGUUAUGCUAGUGAAAAAAUCAGUAUUUGAUGGAGACGAUGGCAAUUGCGAAGACAUAUACAAAGGAAAUGAUGUGGAAGAGGUACAUCAAAGGAUCUGACAAUUGUGUGCUUUGUUCGACUCAUCCUAACAUAGGAUUUAAACUCGUUUAGGAGAAGAAGGAAGACGUCUUAUUUAAUUUCAACGAUGUGGAAGGCGAUCAAGAAAUGGAUGAUGCUAAGGAUGCUUCCGGUACGUAAAGUGUAAU